Molecule: messenger RNA, 2213 nt
Organism: Drosophila willistoni
Lineage: Eukaryota; Metazoa; Arthropoda; Insecta; Diptera; Drosophilidae
Product: beta-1,4-mannosyl-glycoprotein 4-beta-N-acetylglucosaminyltransferase
Exons: 1
Coding region: 165-1667 (500 amino acids)
Biological process (GO): N-acetylglucosamine metabolic process; protein N-linked glycosylation
Cellular component (GO): membrane
Molecular function (GO): beta-1,4-mannosylglycoprotein 4-beta-N-acetylglucosaminyltransferase activity
Source: RefSeq, a predicted model, not a curated record
CGACGUCAGCUGUGCGGGGGAGAGCAAAAAAAAAAAAAGAAAAAAAAAGGAAUUUUUUGGGUGUGUUAAGAAAAGAAAAAGUCUGAAAGCAGAAAAUGAAUAUAAGCCAACAAAUGGACAAAAAAAUAACUUAACUUUUGUUUUUCCAACAAAACGCCAGCAGAAUGGUGAAAAGUUUCACAGGAACUGCAAUCGUCAGUGCCGGCAAUGGACGAUUGGGUAUAACCAAAAAAUUGGUGCUCUGGUCAGUUCUAAUACUACAAAUUGGCUUCAUUGGUUGCAUAUGGCUGCUUCAAAUGAGCUACAACGGCCAGGAACAACAGCAACAGAUGCAGCAGAGUAUAUCGGGAUCAUGGGAUCUCGAUGCCAAGGAUUGGAGGGGAAGGCGAGUAAACUUUGUAAAGAAUCACAAACGAAAAGGAGGAGGAGAAGAAGCUCGAUUCAGUGGCGGGGGUGUUCAUUGCCCGCGUCAUCCGCACGAGAAUGUCAAUCGUUAUGAUCUGGACUUUUAUCAAAUGAAAGUGGAAAGAUUAAACAAUACGAAUUUAAUGGAAGCAGCCGCCUAUGAGGAGGAUUUGGAGCCAUCUUUAUGGUGCUAUCGACAGGGCACAUUGAACGAGAGUCAUGUCAAUGAAGUGGACUAUCUAAUGGCGCCAUUGCAAUGUAAAUGUGCCAGUGGCUGGCAUGGAAGGGAUUGUGGUCAGCCGGAGAUCAUUUGGCGUGCUCUGAUGACCCUCAGCCGGGUCAGCAAGCGGGCAGGCAUUGCGGCAUCUCCACUCCAGCUAAGAGAAGCGAGUGGAAGUAAUCUGCAUCGUCUGUACUAUAUGCUGGAAUUGGGACCAUGGGAAUUAUUAAACUUGGAUCUAUUAGAACUGCAAUUGAUAGCUUUAAUUGAGGUGGUGGAUUACUUUCUCAUCUACUAUGUGAAUCACAAUGGCAGCAAGCAGCAGGAACAGCAUCAACACACUGUGGAGGCCAUGCUGGGGCGAAACAAUGCCAGCUAUUUGCUCUAUCAGUGUCCGACGCGUCAAAAUUGUAGUAGUUCUGUGGUCUACGGACAAUUUCGUCGUCAACUUUGGUCGCUAUGUGGUGUACAAAUGCAGGUCAAGGACCUGCUCCUCCAUGGUGACAGUGAAACAGUCUAUGCGCCGGCCUCCUUGAAAUUUCUCAAAUACUAUGCCAAAGAUGUUCUACCUCUACAAUUUCGUUUGAAGUUCAAUGUCUAUGGAUUCUAUUGGCAACAUCCACAAAGAACUUUACUACAUGGAGUAAUCAGUUCAUUGAACCAUCUGCAUAAUGGUGUCGCUCAAAUCGAUAGCUAUAGCCAUACCUUGGGUGAUCUCAAUCACUUUGGCGGCUGGCAUUGCCAACUGUGUUUGUCGCCAGAGCAAAUUGUACGCCUGCUGCAAAGUUCCUAUCACAAUUUGAAUGUUAAAUUGCCCAAUACGAGCAGAAAUGCCCAUAUAGAUUCAUUUUAUAUACAACGAUUGAUAUCGAAUGGUUUAUAUAUAGACGGUACCACCCAAUUGCAACGUUUGCGUCAACAAAGUGAGAAAUAUUAUGCCCCCGAAAUGGCUUUACGCUUAAGCAGUCAAUUUGGGCAACUUCUAGUCAAUCUUUAUGAUAUAUCAGAGGAAGAGGACGAUGUCGACAACGAGAUGGAAUGAUGUCAAAGUUUGACUUGUGACCUAAUCUAAGUGAAGAUAGGAGUCCUAUUCGAUAAUAUAUACAUACAUACAUAUUUGUUUAAAUAUGUAUACGUGCCUGCUUUAUAUCAUCGAUCUCAUAUCACAUUAAUCAUCAUUUUAAACAUUAAUUAUAUUUGCACAUCGCCUCAAAAAACAAAUUAAGAAAAACAAACUUUAGUAUUUCAGACAGACAGGACGGAACAUCUGUGAUAAGAAAAAAAAAACACACAUACACAUAUAUAUGAAGAAUUGAAAUUAAUAGAAAAUUAAUUAUAAUUCUUCAUAUCUAACAAAUUUGCUGGAAUUAUACGUUGUGACCACCAUAUGAUAUGAUCUUUUGAGUUGACUUAAGAAUUUAGCUUAUAUAUUAGUAUUAACUAAAUUGAGGUAAUUAAGAAACCCUUGCAUAUGAAAAAUUUAAGAUCAGUUGUAAUCUAAUUCAAUGUCUUAUAAUUAUAGUUUAUAAAAAAUGAUGCUAAAUUUGUUAACUUGUCAGAUUCAUAUUCAAAUAAACAAGGAAAAAAA